AUGACCACAGUCUCUAUUCCCAGCCCUGGUUGCUGGUGUGAGGCCUCUCCUGGUCUCAGCCCUUGUUGCUGGUGUGAGGCCUCUCCUGGUCUCAGCCCUGGUUUCUGGUGUGAGGCCUCCCCUGGUCUCAGCCCUGGUUGCUGGUGUGAGGCCUCUCCUGGUCUCAGCCCUGGUUGCUGGUGUGAGGCCUCCCCUGGUCUCAGCCCUUGUUGCUGGUGUAAGGCCUCUCCUGUUCUCAACCCUUGUUGCUGGUCUGAGGCCUCUCCUGGUCUCAGCCCUGGUUGCUGGUGUGAGGCCUCCCCUGUUGUCAGCCCUGGUUGCUGGUAUGAGGCCUCCCCUGGUCUCAGCCCUGGUUUCUGGUGUGAGGCCUCUCCUGGUCUCAGCCCUUGUUGCUGGUGUGAGGCCUCUCCUGGUGUCAGCCCUCGUUGUGCUGGUGUGAGGCCUCUCCUGGUGUCAGCCCUGUUUGCUGGUGUGAGGCCUCCCCUGGUGUCAGCCCUGGUUGCUGGUGUGAGGCCUCCCCUGGUCUCAGCCCUGGUUGCUGGUGUGAGGCCUCCCCUGGUGUCAGCCCUGGUUUCUGGUGUGAGGCCUCCCCUGGUGUCAGCCCUGGUUGCUGGUGUGAGGCCUCCCCUGGUCUCAGCCCUGGUUGCUGUUGCGAGGCCUCUUCUGGUGUCAGCCCUGGUUGCUGGUGUGAGGCCUCCCCUGGUGUCAGCCCUGGUUGCUGGUGUGAGGCCUCUUCUGGUCUCAGCCCUGGUUGCUGGUGUGAGGCCUCCCCUGGUGUCAGCCCUGGUUUCUGGUGUGAGGCCUCCCCUGGUGUCAGCCCUGGUUGCUGGUGUGAGGCCUCCCCUGGUCUCAGCCCUGGUUGCUGUUGCGAGGCCUCUCCUGGUGUCAGCCCUGGUUGCUGGUGUGAGGCCUCCCCUGGUGUCAGCCCUGGUUGCUGGUGUGAGGCCUCUCCUGGUGUCAGCCCUGGUUGCUGGUGUGAGGCCUCCCCUGGUCUCAGCCCUGGUUGCUGGUGUGAGGCCUCUCCUGGUCUCAGCCCUGGUUGCUGUUGCGAGGCCUCUCCUGGUCUCAGCCCUGGUUGCUGGUGUGAGGCCUCUCCUGGUGUCAGCCCUGGUUUCUGGUGUGAGGCCUCCCCUGGUGUCAGCCCUGGUUGCUGGUGUGAGGCCUCCCCUGGUCUCAGCCCUGGUUGCUGUUGCGAGGCCUCUCCUGGUGUCAGCCCUGGUUGCUGGUGUGAGGCCUCCCCUGGUGUCAGCCCUGGUUGCUGGUGUGAGGCCUCUCCUGGUGUCAGCCCUGGUUGCUGGUGUGAGGCCUCCCCUGGUCUCAGCCCUGGUUGCUGGUGUGAGGCCUCUCCUGGUCUCAGCCCUGGUUGCUGGUGUGAGGCCUCUCCUGGUGUCAGCCCUGGUUGCUGGUGUGAGGCCUCCCCUGGUGUCAGCCCUGGUUGCUGGUGUGAGGCCUCCCCUGGUGUCAGCCCUGGUUGCUGGUGUGAGGCCUCCCCUGGUCUCAGCCCUGGUUGCUGGUGUGAGGCCUCUCCUGGUCUCAGCCCUGGUUGCUGGUGUGAGGCCUCUCCUGGUGUCAGCCCUGGUUGCUGGUGUGAGGCCUCCCCUGGUGUCAGCCCUGGUUGCUGGUGUGAGGCCUCCCCUGGUGUCAGCCCUGGUUGCUGGUGUGAGGCCUCCCCUGGUGUCAGCCCUGGUUGCUGGUGUGAGGCCUCCCCUGGUGUCAGCCCUGGUUGCUGGUGUGAGGCCUCCCCUGGUGUCAGCCCUGGUUGCUGGUGUGAGGCCUCUCCUGGUGUCAGCCCUGGUUGCUGGUGUGAGGCCUCCCCUGGUGUCAGCCCUGGUUGCUGGUGUGAGGCCUCCCCUGGUGUCAGCCCUGGUUGCUGGUGUGAGGCCUCCCCUGGUGUCAGCCCUGGUUGCUGGUGUGAGGCCUCUCCUGGUCUCAGCCCUGGUUGCUGUUGCGAGGCCUCUCCUGGUCUCAGCCCUGGUUGCUGGUGUGAGGCCUCUCCUGGUGUCAGCCCUGGUUUCUGGUGUGAGGCCUCCCCUGGUGUCAGCCCUGGUUGCUGGUGUGAGGCCUCCCCUGGUCUCAGCCCUGGUUGCUGUUGCGAGGCCUCUCCUGGUGUCAGCCCUGGUUGCUGGUGUGAGGCCUCCCCUGGUGUCAGCCCUGGUUGCUGGUGUGAGGCCUCUCCUGGUGUCAGCCCUGGUUGCUGGUGUGAGGCCUCCCCUGGUCUCAGCCCUGGUUGCUGGUGUGAGGCCUCUCCUGGUCUCAGCCCUGGUUGCUGGUGUGAGGCCUCUCCUGGUGUCAGCCCUGGUUGCUGGUGUGAGGCCUCCCCUGGUGUCAGCCCUGGUUGCUGGUGUGAGGCCUCCCCUGGUGUCAGCCCUGGUUGCUGGUGUGAGGCCUCCCCUGGUCUCAGCCCUGGUUGCUGGUGUGAGGCCUCUCCUGGUCUCAGCCCUGGUUGCUGGUGUGAGGCCUCUCCUGGUGUCAGCCCUGGUUGCUGGUGUGAGGCCUCCCCUGGUGUCAGCCCUGGUUGCUGGUGUGAGGCCUCCCCUGGUGUCAGCCCUGGUUGCUGGUGUGAGGCCUCCCCUGGUCUCAGCCCUGGUUGCUGGUGUGAGGCCUCUCCUGGUCUCAGCCCUGGUUGCUGGUGUGAGGCCUCUCCUGGUGUCAGCCCUGGUGUGCUGGUGUGAGGCCUCCCCUGGUGUCAGCCCUGGUUGCUGGUGUGAGGCCUCCCCUGGUGUCAGCCCUGGUUGCUGGUGUGAGGCCUCCCCUGGUCCCUGGUUGCUGGUUGACGCGGGGCUAAACGACCCGUGGACGCACAUGGGUCACACUCACUUUAAUUCAAUCUUUUGUCGACUCAUCGUCUGGAAAGAUUGUUUCCUUCCUGCUCUGGAGGAAGCAGCUUCGGUCGUGUCUCGCUGCUCGUCCGACUGGAACGCUGGCUACGGGAGGAAAGUGCCGAGUCCCUCUGCUCGGGGCCUCAGCCGCUGCUCGGGGCCUCAGCCGCUGCUCGGGGCCUCAGCCGCUGCUCGGGGCCUCAGCCGCUGCUCGGGGCCUCAGCCGCUGCUCGGGGCCUCAGCCGCUGCUCGGGGCCUGCAGCUUUACCGUAAAGCUCUACAGCCCCAGCCCCAGCCUCCCACAUACCGCUCGGAGCUGACCAAAACAAAAGACAGCUGGAGUCGUGGAGCAAUGCAGCCCGAGCGGGGGAUUCCACGGCCCAGCAUUCGAAAACCAUUAACAGACAUCUCCUGGUUUAUCCACUGCUCAGCUGCACCAUGGGUCACACGUCCUGACUCGGGCGAGAUUUGGUGCUCGUAA
Messenger RNA from Knipowitschia caucasica, 3300 nucleotides. The record is from the annotation of a GenBank genome assembly. NCBI's taxonomy places the organism in Eukaryota, Metazoa, Chordata, Actinopteri, Gobiiformes, Gobiidae.